GUAUAUAAAGAUGUGUGGGUUACAUCAAAGAAGAAAGAAAAGAAAGAGAGAUCAGCAUGGUGGUGACAAAAACGAGCGGUAGCGGUGGUGGUGGUGAUGAAUAUCGGAGCAGCGAUUACGUGCACUCGACGUUCGCGUCUCGGUACGUGCGGGGGCCAAUACCGAAGUGGAGGAUGCCGGAGGAGACCAUACCGAAGGAAGCGGCGUACCAGAUCAUAAACGACGAGCUCAUGCUGGACGGCACUCCUCGCCUCAACUUGGCCUCCUUUGUCACCACUUGGAUGGAGCCUGAGUGCGAUCAACUCAUCAUGGCCUCCAUCAACAAGAACUACGUCGACAUGGAUGAGUACCCUGUCACCACCGAAAUCCAGAAUCGUUGUGUGAACAUGAUUGCCCACCUUUUCAAUGCUCCUGUGGGAGAUGAUGAAGCUGCUGUUGGUGUGGGAACUGUUGGAUCAUCAGAGGCCAUAAUGCUUGCUGGUCUAGCUUUCAAGAGAAAGUGGCAGCAAAAGAGAAGAGCAGAGGGAAAGCCCUUUGAUAAGCCUAAUAUAGUCACUGGUGCCAAUGUUCAGGUAUGCUGGGAGAAGUUUGCAAGGUACUUUGAGGUUGAGCUGAAAGAGGUUAAACUAAAAGAGGGAUAUUAUGUGAUGGAUCCUGAGAAGGCAGUUGAGAUGGUGGAUGAGAACACCAUUUGUGUUGCAGCCAUUCUUGGCUCCACAUUGACUGGAGAGUUUGAGGAUGUGAAGAAACUCAAUGAACUCCUUACUCAGAAGAACAAGGAGACAGGUUGGGACACCCCAAUUCAUGUAGAUGCUGCUAGCGGCGGUUUCAUUGCGCCGUUCCUUUAUCCGGAUCUUGAGUGGGAUUUCAGAUUGCCUCUGGUGAAAAGUAUCAAUGUGAGUGGCCAUAAGUAUGGACUUGUGUAUGCUGGUGUUGGAUGGGUUGUGUGGAGGAGUAAAGAGGACUUACCUGAUGAGCUUAUCUUCCACAUCAAUUACCUUGGAUCUGAUCAACCUACUUUCACCCUUAACUUUUCUAAAGGCUCUAGUCAAAUAAUUGCUCAGUACUAUCAGUUCAUCCGAUUAGGAUUUGAGGGCUACAAGAACAUAAUGGUAAACUGUAUGGAAAAUGCCAAAGUACUAAAAGAAGGAAUAAAGAAAACAGGGCACUUUGACAUAGUCUCAAAGGACAUAGGGGUGCCUUUGGUGGCAUUCUCCCUAAAAGACAGUAGCAGAUACACAGUGUUCAACAUAGCAGACAGCUUGAGGAGGUUUGGAUGGAUUGUGCCGGCCUACACCAUGCCAGCCGACGCUCAACACAUCGCAGUUCUUCGGGUGGUGAUCAGGGAGGACUUCAGCCGCAGCUUGGCUGAGAGACUUAUCUCGGACAUUGAGAAAGUUUUGAAGGAAAUGGACACUCUACCAAGUCACAUUGUGUCCUCUGAAACAGCCCACGUUGCUUUGGUCGAUGAUGGCCAUGUCAAUAAGACUAUGAGACAGAUUCAAGAAGAAGUAACCAGCCAUUGGAAGCGGUUUGUUAAGGAACGUAAAACUGGAGUAUGCUAAGCUUCCAAAACUAUUAGUACUUGUGUCACCAAAACACAUAAAAAACUACUGAAAUCAUAUGAUAUGGUGUGUGGUUUAUGGGACUUUUACUAUAUGUGUUUGUAUUACAUGAUUGCAAUAGAGUUAUGUACUGAGAAAUGAAAUAAAACGAACCCAAAAAGCAAAAACUGUGUGUGAAAUUGAGAAGAUUGUAGUCUUUGAGGUAAAAGAACCAUGUAAAGGGUAAUAAUGAAAGCUUGAAGAAGAAAAGGUUUCGUA
Messenger RNA from Humulus lupulus (European hop), 1823 nucleotides. RefSeq names its product glutamate decarboxylase-like. Gene Ontology annotation, cellular component: cytosol. Gene Ontology annotation, molecular function: pyridoxal phosphate binding; glutamate decarboxylase activity. The coding region runs from base 57 to 1565 and encodes 502 amino acids. Gene Ontology annotation, biological process: L-glutamate catabolic process. The transcript has 5 exons. The record is from RefSeq and is a predicted model, not a curated record. Lineage: Eukaryota; Viridiplantae; Streptophyta; Magnoliopsida; Rosales; Cannabaceae.